AUGGUAAGUCCUGCUUGUGGACUUCCUCCGGUCCCAAAAGGUCAUCAAAUAUUAGAAGUAAUUGGAUCUGCUGGUAAUUAUACGGCAAGAUAUAAAUGUGGUCAAUAUUACAUUCAUCGUCAAAUAGGCGAAACACGAUGUAUUGGUGAUUCAGACUGGACGGAAACACCAUGCAAGGGUAAGCAUACUAUCAACAACUCAGUUUCACAGCCUCUCGAGACUAAGGGUACCAAUAGGGAAAGAUUCAUUGGUUCACACCCUGGAUUUGAAUAUUUUGUUGAAGACGCUCCUGCUUGUGGACCUCCUCCAGUCCCAAAAGGUCACAAAUUAUUAGAAGUAAUUGGAUCUCCUGGUAAUUAUACAGCGAGAUAUAAAUGUGAUCAGUUAUACGUUCAUCGUCAAAUAGACGAAACACGAUGUAUUGGUGAUUCAGACUGGACGGAAACACCAUGCAAGGAUUUUGCUUCUUGUGCAACGAUAAAAGAAUGUAACUCGUCUUACACAACUGACGGUGAAUAUAUUCAUUAUCCUGGUAUCUUAAACAGUUCUUCAGUUCGUCUGUAUUGUCACAACAUGAAUACCAGCAAUCCUAAAACCUACCUCACUCUCAAUGCUACUAAUGUGUUUGAUUAUCCUACUGGAAGAUGCGGUAAUAAUACUGGAUGUAAAGUGUUUCCCUAUACCAAUCCUGAUCAAGGAAAGACAACUUUCACAAAGGUUGCUAUUGAUACAAAGAAAAUGUCCAGCAUAAAGAAUGAUUAUACAUUUACUAUUCAACAUUUUGGAGCUCAGAGGACGUAUGGCUCGGUGUAUUGCUGUAGUCGUUCAAAUAUAGCAAUGUGUUUGAGAGGAAGAUCAACAUUAGAUGUAACUAAUACAGGAUUAAUGAUCAGUAACUCGACAACAUGGUCAAAAACCGGACAUUCAAGUCAUUUUACAGUAAAUAGAACUGAUUUUGUGGUACAAUUAAGAGGUGACGGUAGUUGCGGUGGGGCUAGACCAACUAGUAACUUGAUACAAUUUGUUAAAGAUCAACAAUAUGUUAUGCCGGUUGAUACUAUAGAUCCGCAAUGUCUUUUACUUGGUAUAUAG
Molecule: messenger RNA, 1092 nt
Organism: Lottia gigantea (owl limpet)
Lineage: Eukaryota; Metazoa; Mollusca; Gastropoda; Lottiidae
Exons: 8
Coding region: 1-1092 (363 amino acids)
Molecular function (GO): metalloendopeptidase activity; zinc ion binding
Source: RefSeq, a predicted model, not a curated record